Messenger RNA from Bombyx mori (domestic silkworm), 4054 nucleotides. Its product is annotated as cilia- and flagella-associated protein 65. The record is from RefSeq and is a predicted model, not a curated record. The transcript has 26 exons. Bases 82 to 3990 code for a protein of 1302 amino acids. Lineage: Eukaryota; Metazoa; Arthropoda; Insecta; Lepidoptera; Bombycidae.
AACUUUCUUUGAAAUAUUUUGAACAUUAUUAUUAAUGUUUGAAGGAUUUAACUGUAACUGCUGCAAUAAUUGAAACAAAAAAUGGAUAGUAUGUCAGAUGGUAGUUCUUCUGAACUAAAAACUAUUGAUUUUGAAAAUGUACCAGUUGAUACCAUAUCAGAAAAGUACUUACAUAUUCAAAAUAAUGGCGAUAAAACAUUAACCUAUCGGAUUUCCCUGUUGUACAUACUAGAUAAUAUUGACAGAGUAUUUAAAGCAUCUAUAACGUCUACUCCUGUAAAUCCUAAUGAAAAUGCUGAAGUCAAAAUAGUAUUUAAAGCUACCAAUCCUGGACAGUCUUACACUGAAUAUUACUUAAUUGACGACACAGCUGGUAAUACGUACAGAUUGACUGUAUGUGGACAAUGCUUUGGUCCAAAAAUACGAAUAGAUAAGAGGAAAAUAUAUUUUAGAGUGUGUAAAACUGAAAAAGAGGAGAGGAAAGAAGUUAUCAACAUCAUAAAUAAUACAAAUUUAGAAACUACAUACCAGUGGUACUUGCCGACAUACGGUCAAGGAAAUUUUCAAAUUUCGACUGGUCAUUGCGGACUUGUGAGACCGUUUGAAACAAUUCCUAUCACUAUGAUAUUCAAUGGAACUGCUCUAGGGAUUUAUAAUGCAGAGUUAGUCUGUCUCGUACUGAAUCAGGAACCAAUAUUUGUAAGAGUUCUGGCAUCUGUUGUUUUACCAGGUAACCCACUAUUCAAUUUGGACGAUCAUGAUUUUGAGAAAAACUGGAAGAGACUUAGCCGUUCGGCUCAUUUCAUGGAAAACAGUCUGAGAAGAUUGCCCCACAUACCGGCGGCGUCAGUAUUCGAAAGAUUCUUUGAUUUCAGCACAGGAAGCGUGAAAGACAUUACAAAGAAUAUUUCUCAAACGCUUUGCGUAACCAAUCAUGGGCAAGAAGAUGGUUUCAUACAAUGGAUGGCAGAUCCUGACAAUAUUUUCUUGAUUGAUCCCGUAGCUUGUGAAAUACCGCCGAAUGAGUCAAGAUUAUUUACUAUUCGAUUCAGACCGAACAUGGACGAUGAAGUAUAUAGCUUCCUGUUAUGUGGGGAUUAUCAAGUCAAGAAAUACACUAGCGAGAAUUGCGAUGAGUUAAAACUAAAACAUACGUGGUUCCGAAUACCUUGUAUAGGAAAUACUUGGAGCCCUUGCACUGAUUGGAUCACGGAAUGGGAAUGUCCAGUUGAAGUAGUUUUACCACCAACAGUUCCGGGCAGAACUACGUUUACAAACUUUAUGCUGGUCAAUAAACAAGAGGCUCCUAUGCAAUUUAGAUUUAAAGAACCAAAUUUCUCGAACUUCGCAUUGCUGCCGAUGUGUGGAGUUGUACAAGGCAGAGGAUGGCAAAUUGUUACGGUGGCCCUCGAGCCGAAUUCGUGUGGGAAUUAUAUUGAAGCAUGGGAUUUAAUUGUUAAUAGAACUCAGAAGGCACGUCUCAGUUUACGCGGGAAUGCUGAAUACAGUGAGGUCGAAUUGAUGUCGCACGGUUAUAAUCCCUCGACUCACGCUAUGUACGAAUUUCCAUCAACAAUAACCGGGUGCACAAAUUACUGCACUGCGUAUCUUCAUAACCUCACCAGAAUGGAUAUUCACAUACGAGUUUUGAACUCAGUGCCAUGGCUUGGUGGUGAUAAUUUCGGUUCAAUUCUUUUACCACCCAAAGAAGUUGUCCGGUAUCACUGGUGGUUUUUCCCUAAGGAACCUAAUAAAGUUUAUCAGACGACUGUGACGUGUUCCUGUAUAUGCUUAAUUAAUGGAAAACCAGUUGGAGAGCCUAAAGAUGUAUUCAUUCAUAUAAUGGGCUUCUCUGAGCUUCCAGAUUUAAAGGUCCUACCGAAAUCAACAAAUCUUCAUGACAUUGUAGUAGGAGAAAGCGUUAAUUUUUCAGUGACUUUAUACAACUAUGGCUCCUGUUACUUCUCUUCUAAAUUGUAUCACAUAAUCGAAGGUAUGGGAGACGAUUAUAGUGGUGACAGAUUCGAAAUUGAAUGUAAUGUGAACAGCCUCAAGCCAUCAAAUCAUUGCCAAGUCCAAAUGUCGGUUAUGCCAAGCGGGGCGGGUUCACGACAAAUCGAUAUUAAAUAUACGGUUUUGUUUCGCACCGAAAACGAUGAAAUUGAAGAAAUACAGCCGAUAACAAAAACUAUUUGCACUGUAUGGUAUGAUGGAAUAUAUCCAAGCAUUAAGAUUAAACGUACUAUCUCUGUCAAUUGUCCAGUGAUUCUGAGCAAUCAUUGCCUUUGGAAUUUAGUUAAUGUGGACGAGCUUAACAGGGCUCUCAUCGAUUGCCGUCCCAACAAACCAAUUUCCGUAAAUAUUUACGCCCCUGAUCUUUGCAUCCGCACCGGUUCCGUCGUCUUUAUAUUCGUGAUGGGCUGCAUAUAUUCCGUACCUGUGGCUUGGAGUCUCAAGAGGGAAAAGAUAUGUGAUUGCGAAAUGACUGAGGUGCAAGUCGGCAUUUCUUUGUACGAAAUGAAGCAUACCUGCUCUCAUAGAUUUUUGGUAGAAUUAACACCACUGAACGGGAUGGUAGCGCCUGAUAAUCCCGAAUUGUUAACGCUAAAGUUCAACUAUGCUUAUGAAGGCUUGAACACAUUAUCUUACAUAAUGACUUUACCGAACCAAAGGACGAUACGUAUUUACCUUAACAUCUUUGCGACUUUAAACACGAAAGGUGUUUUGACAGCGCUCCGACGAUGCAUAUACCAGCCAGGAUACUUGGCAGUUCUAGACUGCGGAAAAGUUCCGAUCAACAAUUUGGAUCCAGUUAUAAGGAUUGUGUGGUUGUACAAUCCGACGGAUGUAUUUACGACGUGGCGUCUGCUGCGCGGGAACACAACCUCUCCGGAUUCUAUAAUCCGCUGUUUGCUUUAUUUCGCCGAAGUGCCUCCAUUGGGGAAACUGGCUAUACCAUUCGCGUUUAUGCCUACUGAGAUGAUAGAUUACGAGAUGAUAUUUCAGUGUUCGUUUGGGUAUGACACUGUUAAACUUUUAGUAAAAGGGCAAGGUGGUCUUCCGAAUUGCAUUGAAACGAGACUCGAUGUCCCGAGGUACGUGGAAAAAAACAUCAGGGCGGCUCACAGAAAUGGUCUUGUAUAUUUAUCGAUGGAACACUUGAGUUUACCUGUAAUGCCGACUCAUUCGUUGUCGCGAGAAAUUAUAGCUAUAAAUAAUGACACCGAACACGUAAUUCGAUUUAUAUGGUUGCCUGAAAGAAUAGCAAACAUAAUAAACGUGGUUAUGACUCCGUGUUGGGGUGUUGUACAGCCUAAAACGACGGAAUGGAUUACAAUGACUGUUUAUUCUUUACAAGAACCGGCCACUUUCACUACGACGGUCGCGUGUGAGAUUUUAGAUUUGACAGAACGCAAGCGCUACCAACGGAACGAAUUACUCAGGAGGAAUAAAAUGGAGAAAUGCAAACAGGAAUUUAUGAUUACGGAGAAAGGCUUUUUUCGUCCCGGCAUAAACGAUUCUCCUCCCUAUGUACUGGACCUCGAAAAACCGAAGCCAUUUUAUUUGGCUAUGUCAAUUUCUAUAUCAUCAAAAGGUCAACGUGAUGGAUACCCGAGAAUGCUGCUAAGGCAAAUGUGGGAACAGACUCCACCCUAUGAUUUGAUGUCAUCAGAUAUCAAUGAUUAUGGAGGAAACUACGAAAGAGCUUCGCACAGCAAUAACAUGACUAUUGGAGAUGUCAUUAGGAUCAUAGAUGGCAUUCUGUGGGACGCCUUGCACAGCAAAAUGUUCAAGAACCAAAUAGAAUUUUAUGCCAAAGAAGAAAUACCCACUUAUUCACAGCUUGUCGAAGUUAUUGAAAAUGAAACCAAGCCACAACUAAGCAGACGGGUUACUUCUGGUAUUUGCGACGCGAUAGUCAACAAGGCCGUCUUCCACAUCUACGGCCUUAACCCAAAACACGAGACUUCGAUUUUAGAUGCAGAAUAAAUUGCGUCAUAAAUACGUUUUUUUUUUUUGUUUUGUAUAAAUAAAACAAACGAAAUAGUGAAAA